This is a messenger RNA of Haliotis rubra (blacklip abalone), 7255 nucleotides long. RefSeq lists its product as uncharacterized. NCBI's taxonomy places the organism in Eukaryota, Metazoa, Mollusca, Gastropoda, Lepetellida, Haliotidae. Gene Ontology annotation, cellular component: chromatin; nucleoplasm. The record is from RefSeq and is a predicted model, not a curated record. The transcript has 2 exons. Gene Ontology annotation, biological process: positive regulation of DNA-templated transcription. The coding region runs from base 1673 to 6646 and encodes 1657 amino acids. Gene Ontology annotation, molecular function: zinc ion binding; ubiquitin-protein transferase activity.
GCGAUCGGAGUGGUUUAUCAAUGGAAAGGUGCCGAUUCUGAUGCAUGCCGGCACACACGGACCAAACCCUGGCAGAUGAAGACGGUGGUUCGUUCACGCGGGGGAUAAUGUAGAUACUUGGAUACCCAUUCGCCUAUUUAUCAUUCAUGAAUUUCACGGCAUCGGUCGCUGGCUACAAAGGAAUAUCUAUAAAUGGAUUACAAAGUGACAGCGCAUAAAAACACUCCGCAGCGUUUGCAAAAAACCUGAUACGGAAAUAUGAGGAGCGGAAGGAAGAUUAAUAUAUCAUGAGGCGUGUGUGAGGUGGUCCAGAACACUAGAACCUCUAUUUGUACCCAGCGAGAACAUAACGAAGCUUCUGUUUCCCGGAGAAGUUCUAACAUUCCUUUGCCUACCGUGCCGACCCAGGAUGCUAAUGGGGCCGGCUGGUCAGUGCCGACUAUUACAUGUCUCUGUAAUCGUUUAAGCCGUGGUCAGUCAGAAACGGGACUGAGUACACAUUUUGGCCACCUAUUGACUCAGUGGACGUUACAGGUAUUUAAAGACUGGACGUGGAGGCUGUUUAAGGCUGUAUUGUUAGUUCAAGAUCACAUACAAGGGUCUAGUGUGCUACGAGAAAGAAGAACGGGCUAUUUCAGACAUUCUGAAGAUGCUGACAAAGCGAACUGACUUCAUGGAGUGAUUUGCUGUAAUGAAACGUCCAAACUAGUACCCUGCUACCAACGGCUGUCUGUAUUGAUUGCGAAGACGCCUGUAGCGUGCGAUUGUGUGUCAGAUCAUGGAAUCUCGAUGGCAUGAUGUCAAGGUCUUCAAGUGAGGGCUGGUGAAAUCAGCCAGUCUCUAACGCUUAGCAAUAGCAUGCCGCAUGGGCCAAUUAGCAUGAGGAACUUUCUCACGAGGUAUAAUUCGAUAAACAUUGAGAGAUUUUGAUUUCUGUGCAUCGCCUUCCCAUGCCAGCUCGACCGAGCCGAAGAACGAUUCCAGAUGUUCAGUGCUGCUUGUGAAGGUGCUACGAACAAUGCAAGCGCAGCACUCGGAAGUGAGAACGUACGGACUCGCUCGGCCGACACGGUUAUUACCAUAAAGGUGGCUGAAUGCCUCCACCGGCAGCCCCCUGCUGUAUGUGAUACCCCGUGUGUGGAUAACUGCAACAUAUCUGCAUUAUGCUAUGUUACCUACUUCAGCCGAGCUGUUAAAUUCAUUACAAGUUGUUGAAGACCUCACAGCCCUUAUCAGCUGUUCUGCCGGCUGCAGUCGACGGAACUCGACACGUAAACAUUACCCUGCAUAAAACUACCUACCACCAUACCGAGACAAGCUAUCAAACAGUGGUGGGAAAAAUCUUCCCUCUAUGAAGUAAGGAAAGAGCUUGUGAGUACACCUUCCCGUGGUAAUCUGUGAACAGAAGGUGUUUGUUGUAUAAUUGUUUCGCACUUAUUUCACUAUCUGAACGACAGUGGUGAAAUUCAUGGAUAUCUGUGAAACAGGUAUGAACAUUUGUUUUGUAUCAUACAAAAGAUAUUAUUCAAAAGUACUUUAUAUGGAUUUAUACCACCACGACGGAUCAGUGAGUGUUCAGCACUGAUGGUAUAAUCAUCAACAGAUAGGCCUUAGAAGCCAGAUUAGAAAUUUUCCUAAAAUAAACAACCUUGUUUGAGAAACACUCUCCAAUAUGGCUACGGGCACAAAACUAAUGAAGGAGAUUAGCGAUCAGUUUCUGAUCUGCAAGAUUUGUUUGGAGACUUUUAAGGAGCCGAAGACCCUGGUGUGUUUACACACGUUCUGCUCCGGCUGUUUGCAGAAACAGAUUGACGCGGAUUCGACACGACCGUCUCGGUAUGGAGUUUACAGCCGUUACAUCACUUGUCCUCUGUGUCGUCAGAAGACCGAGAUACCGAGCGGCGGAGUUCGGAGGUUACAGGACAAUUUCCUCGUGUCAAAUCUAACCGAGGUGGUGCAAAAACGUACGCGUUGUAAAGUCCCCCCGUGUGAAAUAUGUCACACCGUUCGGCCUCGGAGGAACGAGGCAUGUUCAAAAUGUCUGGAUUGUAGCAAGUUGUUAUGUAAAAACUGUGUGGAUCUUCAUAUGACAACCAAGGUUACCCAGAAGCAUAGUUUAAUUGAUAUUGAAGGUGAGAAGGAUAUUGAGUGUAAGAGCCAUCCUGAGGAGACUGUACGGUUCUACUGCGAGCCUUGUGAGAAGUGUAUAUGUGUGGUCUGCACGUUCCAGGAUCAUCGGGAUCACGACGUGUGUUGCUUCAGUGACGGGUUUGAGAAAUACAAGGUGACGCUUGACACGCUGCUCCAGCAGUGUAAAGGUAGGAUGGGGGAGACGGGGCAAAGACUGAAAGUCAUUGAAAAGUAUGAAACACUUAUAAAAGAAAUCCGGGAACGGAUUCGUGAUCUAGCUAUAAGUUACAUUUCCAAAGUGCGUUCAACUGAAAAAGAACUCCUGAAAAAGAUUGACGAUUUGGUUGGUGACAAUGUACUGCAGUUUAUUGAGAACAAAAACUGGCUGCAGGAGAAUUACGAGAACCUGCAAAGUACCUGCAGCUUGACACAGAUAAUAAUGAAGGACAAGGGUGUAGAGAUGCUAUUGUUGAAGAAGGAGAUUCAGCAGAAGAUGUCGUUGUUGUUGGAGCCCAGUCUUCCUUGUGUGCCCAGUGACAUGAUGAAUCAGGUACAUUUUAUUCCAGGGGAUGUUAGACUAGGGCAUAUUUCAGUGUCAAAUGGCUCUGAUGUCAACGGUGUAGCAGAAGACUUCACCGAGAGCAAAUGUCAGCAAACACAAACAGAUGCGGACCAUAUUCGGACGGUGGUUGACAGUGGCACAACAAUGUCAUCCGAUGUGACCAAGAAAAUCGUUGAUGGUGAAGUUCAAACAGACAAAGUCGUGCUUACGUCGCGGGAAACGUGCACUGAUACACCGGAAAUGAGGGACAGAGGUGUCAGUGUCUAUUGCUAUGAUUCCAAAACUAAAGGGACCAUGACUUCCGUAACUGACUCUAGAUCACUGAAAACUCAGACAGAAAAGAUGAUUGUGUAUGAUCAGUAUGUCCAGACCAUGAAAGCCGAAGAGCCUAGCCAGGAUGUCAGUGCCUCUGCAUCAGGUAGGGUUAAUCGCCCGGCUGCCAAACCGUCAAGCGCCACUGGUGGCUUAUCAGGAAGAGCAGAGGCUGAGAUAUCAUCCCCCAAAACACCCAUACGUAGCAGAAGGAUCCAGACAGAGAUAUCUUCAAUAGGCAUUGAGUCAGAAGAUGACUUUAUUAGCUCACUGUCAGCUCGUGGACAUACAGGUGAUUGGAGGUCGACAAGAAGAGAACGGGAACGAUAUCAGAAGGCACCAGUUGAAAUGACUGAUGUGGAAACCAACACUAUAUAUCCAGUUAGAGUCAUACCAGAGAUGCUUGAAAAAGAAACCUCAUCUGAACCUAUAGUAAUGAAGGACAUUUUCACAAUGGCAGCCCCAGAUGCUAAGACAAUUAAUACACAAACACUCCGUGUCCGGCGACGUGAUACUGGUAUAGGAACUGACUACAGUGGACAGGCCAGUAAAGUCACAUGGACAGAGAAAGUGAACUGUGUGGACACGGAAACCUCAAUGCCUCCUGUACGCCUUGAGAGUAAGGUAACUUGGACGGAGAAGUUGUCCACGUCUGAGAGAGCAACAAUUACAACCGGUGUAAAUACCUCUGACCGUGCUACCUCUACAGGGAAAGUGAACCAGGGCGAUAAGACUACACAGGCAAGUCCAGAGAGUAGACUGAAGGCAACUAACACAAUGAAGACUAUGAUCCAUGAUAAGGAGAUACAGACAAAAUCCUAUACGAAAGAUUCAAGAACAAGUCCUGUUAAAGAACUUAAAGGAGAUAUUGGAGCUAUUACUCAGUCAGUUGCAACUGUAACUGAUCCUCCAUCAUCGAGACGUGGAAGUAGUGUUGAAAGAGCACCAAGCCAUGACAUGAAUGUGGGCACAGAGUGUGUAGAAAGGGAAACAAAGACCACAGAAACAUGUGACAUGCAAGUGCUAACAUCUUGUGCAAGUACAGAAACGUUAGACGUGAACACCAGUGACAAGGAAACAGGGACCCCUCGCGUACACUAUGUUGACCAGUGGACCAUAACCCCUCAACCUCAGAUGAUCAACACUGGUGUCUCCCCUCCACGACCUGCUACCAUAGAAAUGGGCGUGUGUACGAACCCAGUGAUCACCAUGGAAUCUUCAACAUAUACAGAGGUUGUGACCAUGCGAGAUAAUGGCACUGAGACCUUCAUCACAGUAGCGGACAAUGAGACACUGACCGAAAGGCUUGUGAUGACCGAUGCCCAGACAGGUGUGGAGAUAAAGACCGAAGACUCCGAGACGUCCACAGACAUCAUCAAACUCCGCGAUGAAGGGUCUAUGACAACCGAGAUCCUUAUCUAUGACAAACCAGAGACAGAAUGCAAGGAAACUCAGGUAACGCCAGACCGUGAAGUGUUAUGUGGCAAAACGAUGUCGUUUCAAGAAGUUCAGACAGAUAUAAGUAAGAUAGACUGUGCUAUUUGUGAACACCAGUCUCUGUUCAUGGAGGAGAAACAUUUCGCAGAUAGUUGUACCAUGCCUCAGAUGCCCUUGACUCAAGAUGUCGGUACAAUGGCCUUAUCAAUAAUAUCAAAUACCUUUGAUGUGACUGACUGUGAAACACAAACAUCUACCAUCACCCUUUAUGACAAAUGUAUAUCAACAUCCACUGACUUUGAAGAUCUUGAGAACCAACUGAGAUAUGAGAGCAGGGAUGCUGCAACCUCAACAGAAUCAUUGCCAUAUAUAGGUUUACUAAGUGAGAUAGACGUAGAUGAUAUUAUCGUUGUUCCUGAAGCACACUUUGAUUUCAUGCUUGAUGAUCUGACUACUGAUGAAGAAGAUGUUGAGAUGGUGGACAGCGAAACAUGGACCGACUCGUUUGAAAUUGCUGAAGCAGGAACCCAAACUCUCGUACCUGCUUCUACCCCUGAGGGUAGUCCCCUCUUGAAGAGACGCGAAGAGCCACUCAGGAACUCCGUCAGUGUUGGUGUGAACACAGUGUCGAAAAUGACGUUCGAGAAAGAGACAUCUACCCCUAUCCGACACUUAUUUUCGAAAGGGACCAUGACUUUCUAUGUUUCGAAGACUGACAAAGCAACUAGUACAUUUAGUCAGACCAAACAAAUUGCUGAUAGUAAAUUUGGAGGUUCUACCUCUCAAAAGAGUAUAGUUCCUAAAAUUAGGGUUGAAGAUAAGGACACUAUGACAUCUAGGGCUGAGAGACAUGAUGUGUCGACGGAGACAGAUCCUGCAGCUCUUGACGGAAGAAUAACUCAGUGCAUAUCAAAGCUGAGAAAUGUAUCUGAGAAACUGAACAGCCCCACGCCCCGUGGCUGUGAGGGUGAUGUAUUUUUCGGAAAAUCGUUUCUCAGUCGAACCAGAGGUUCUGAUUCCUCAGGGCAGAGUUCUCCUACUGUGAUGGUCGACAGUACGGGAAGCUGUAAAGAUGGGAAGAUGUCACCAGGGUCACCUAGUGAGGACGAAAGACAGAAACAGCUCCAGCUUCUUUUGGCAGAGACAAAGGCUAUUCUCAAACCAAAGGAUCAGUCCCACCAGGACCAGGAUCCAAACAGGCCUAAGCACAUACGGAAUGAAAGAUCUCCAGUGAGGAAACCACAGCCGAUAACCACUUUGAAAGGUCGAGGGCAGGACAAAUCUAAGGAUAAUGUUGGCUAUAGAACACAAAGUUUACCCAGACAGUAUUCAGUCGACAGUCCUUCGACUGUUCGCCUUGGGAGCCAGUCUCCUACAAGCCGUCUACCUCUACUUAGAUACAACUCCGCCCCAGGCAGAAUAGCCACUGUUCCUACCCAAAAACUACAGGAUAUGAAAAAGGUUUCUCAGAAUAAUCAACAAAGAGGAACCUCACCUAGUAAGAUUCCAGUCAAAGCAUCUCAGGCUGAUCCUCAACCAUCUCCACAACCAGAACUCUACUCCCAAGCCCAGAAAACAGCUAAACCCCAACAGAGGCCAUCACUUCCAGCUAUCUGUGAGACCAGGACCCCCUCUUCAUGUUCAGACAUAUCAACAUCCUCCUAUAUGUCUGCUGCCUCAGGAGAUUCUGUCACCCUUUCCUUGACUCCCUCCAAUGUCUCGUCAUCAGAUCCUCAGACAGAUUUUAGUGAUAGGAGGAGGACCAGUAAAGAAUCAGCAGAGGAGUCAGCGGACGAUGCGAAAAAGACGCAACCUCCCCCAAAGAAAGAAAAAGGGAUGGGAUUCAUGCAGAGACUUCUCUCAAAGAAAAAGAAGGAACCUGAAGCGAAGCCCGUACCCCCUCCAGUUUCUAGUCCUGGAGCAAGUGCAGCUGCUGCCAAGUAUCGCCAGAAGCAAUCCAAACCAGAACCUCCCAAAGAAACCCCCCUGCCUAAGAAGUCCAGGCCGUUUGUGUAUGUGAGGCAGCGCAUCAUGUCAAUACAGCACGACAACGAGGAGGAGAUGGAGGAGAAGAAGAAGAGUAAGGCGAAGUCGAAAACGAAGAAGGAAAAAACAGACAAGACACCGUCCUCUCCUAAAUGUAAACACGGUUCAAAGGGAAAGAAGUCACGUGACAGUGAUUCUGACUUGUCAGACAGGCACUAACUGUGGCAGGAUUCCACAUCGGAUAUUGGAACCUGUUCGUUUCGUGUGAUUGACUAAAGAACACCCUUGAAAAUUCUCUGGGACUUUUCGAUAUGUGACCAAGUCUCGCAGGGCAACAAUGCCAAAUGGAUACAUUUUAACAAUGUACUUAGUGACAAGUAGUAAAUGACAAGUAUCAACUAGCUGAUUUACUAUAGUGUGCCAGUAUAUACUAAGAUUACAUAUAUCUGUCUCUAAAUUAUUUUUGGUUUCUAACGUUACGUGAAAAAGGCACAAUUUAGAGUAGCUAAUGUGUAUACAUGUAUGGGUGAUAUUACCAAGUAGACACACUGUCAUGAACCGGAGCAAAACAUUUUCUCCGGGUGUGGUUUCGGCGAGAAGCGUUGACCCAAGGCAGAGAAUUUUCAAAACAAGGGUCGAUAACCCUAGCCCAACGUCAUUUCCGGAAUGUGAUACCCACGUGACUGACACUUUGCUGUGAUAUAGACAUAUGUACAAAACAUGAGAUGCUAGCUGUUCGAAGUGGGGAUAUGAUAUUAUCUAACAUUUAUUUGUAUUUAAAGGAAAUUUUAUUUAUUUAAUCUUAUAUCAAGUAAAUAUGUAGAAAUA